GCAGACGACAUGCGCCUUGGUUCCCGUCCGUAUGCAAAUGAGGAUGUCUUGUUGUGGUUCGCCAUCUUGUUGUCGCCUUUGAACCUGCUGUUAGAAUCCGCUUGUAUCGGGGACUUUUCUGAGCCAUCCGGCCUGUAGAUCGCUAUCUAGCGUCCAGCAAUGGCCAGCACGGAUGGCAAGAAGCUUUCCACCACGGACAGGGUCAUCAAAAGUGUCCCCUUCCCUCCCAGCCACCGACUGACCAUCAAGGAGGUGUUUGACCAGAAUGGGAAGCCUCGGAUGGACGUGCUGAAACAGCACUUCCUGCUGGAGGGCAGGGUGGACGACGCCGUGGCACUGAAGAUCAUCAACGAUGGCGCCGAGCUCCUCAGGAAGGAGAAAACCAUGAUAGACAUCGAGGCUCCUGUUACAGUAUGUGGUGACAUCCAUGGACAGUUCUAUGAUCUGAUGAAGCUGUUUGAAGUUGGGGGAAAUCCUGCCAACACCAAAUACCUGUUCCUGGGAGACUAUGUGGACAGGGGGUACUUCAGCAUAGAGUGUGUUCUUUAUCUGUGGGCUCUGAAGAUGCUCUACCCCACAACACUAUACCUGUUGAGAGGCAACCACGAGUGCAGGCAUCUCACAGAGUACUUCACCUUCAAACAAGAGUGUAAAAUAAAGUACAAAGAGGAGGUGUACGAUGCCUGUAUGGAUGCGUUUGACUGCCUGCCCCUGGCAGCCCUGAUGAACCAACAGUUCCUGUGUGUGCACGGCGGCCUGUCCCCAGAAAUACACUCGCUGGACGACAUUAGAAAGUUGGACAGAUUCAAGGAGCCGCCGGCAUUUGGCCCCAUGUGUGACCUGCUGUGGUCAGAUCCAUUAGAAGACUUUGGUAAUGAAAAGAAUGCAGAACACUUCAGUCAUAACAGCGUUAGAGGAUGCUCCUACUUCUAUAGCUAUGCGGCAACUUGCGAGUUCUUGCAACAGAACAACUUGUUGUCAAUAAUUCGAGCACAUGAAGCGCAAGAUGCAGGGUAUCGAAUGUACAGAAAGAGCCAGGCUACUGGUUUUCCUUCACUUAUUACGAUUUUCUCUGCACCCAACUACCUAGAUGUUUACAACAACAAAGCUGCUGUAUUGAAGUAUGAAAACAAUGUAAUGAAUAUCCGGCAGUUCAACUGCUCGCCACAUCCCUAUUGGCUACCCAACUUCAUGGAUGUGUUCACCUGGUCCCUGCCGUUUGUGGGGGAGAAGGUUACAGAGAUGCUGGUGAAUGUGCUAAACAUCUGUUCAGAUGAUGAACUCAUGACAGAGGGUGACGACACCUUUGAAGGUCUAGACCUGCCCAAUGACGCAUACAACAGUAUGAGUCUUACCUUGAGCCAGGCUGCUAGGCAGGUUACUACUGCUACUACUGAUGAGGGCGGUUCUGUCAGAGAACGGAAGGAGAUCAUUAGGAACAAGAUCCGAGCAAUCGGCAAGAUGGCCAGAGUCUUCACUGUAUUACGAGAGGAGAGUGAGAGUGUCCUGCAUCUGAAGGGACUGACCCCCACUGGGCAGCUUCCCCUCGGGGCUCUGUCUGGAGGGAAAGACACGCUACAAAGUGCAAUCCAGGGUUACAGUGUCAACACCAAGAUCCAAUCCUUCGAGGAGGCCAAGUCGCUGGACCGAGUCAACGAGAGGAUGCCGCCACGCAAGGACGGCACCAUGCCAUCCAAAGAGUCCAUCGAAGACAAGAAGGAUGGAAAGGAUUCUGCAUAAGAAAAACAAGGCAUCAUCGCUGGCGCAUUUAGUAUCGUUCAUGGGGCCAGCCAAGGGUACUACAACCUCUGAAGGCACGGGGCUUCCUUCCCCCUCCCAUUUACCAUACUGUACAGUGUAUUGUAUAACAGCCAUAACAGAAAUGAUUGUGUAACCCUGUUGUUUAUAGUCCUAAUCUCAGAUCUGGUUCUGAAGAUUUGCUCGGGUAUCCAGUAUAACUAAAAAAAAAUGCAGUUACUUACAUAAAACCACUGAGGGAUAAACGCAAUGACAACAUUGUUCUCUACCAUUGUUUGCAAGCAAACUUGUAAAGGUUACCCAAGUUAUUUAAUGAUUUUUAAACAAAGUUUAUUAAUUAUUACGUCAAUUGUUGAUGGCAAAUAUUUUGGAUAUGUCCUUUCAUGAAGUAAGAAAUGGACUGAUGUUAAUGUUUCUUUUUGUUUUCUUUAGGUUCUAUUUAUUGAUGACUGUGUGUUCGUGCAUAGUAUUGAACUCCUAAAUUUCUUGACGAAAUUGCAGUUAGCUAUCAAAAUAGAACCAGUUGUACUAGAGGCAUUGCCUUUUGAAUUUUGCGCGAGGUUAUCAGGACUUUCUUUAAGUCUGCCGCUUCAACUUAUAAGAAGCAAGACAGGCAUUGUUGUAUUACUUCAGUUUAUGUUAGAGUUACUAUUGUCUUUCUGUAUAAGUGGUGAUCGCAAUUAUAGUAUAGCGGGACCUGAUUUUUUUCUACCUGUGAUAGAGAGAAAAUAAAUUGGGGAGUUUAUGACACAUACUUCGCUGUCUUAUAAGAGGAAGAACUAAUAGUAGCCUAGCUUCAAAUGGUGUGCAAAGUAAGUUUCUGUUACUACGUAAUGUGUCAGCCCUGAGUCUUCAUUCUAGAAUUCUGUCAACGUGACGUUUGCUGUCUGUGUAUUCUUUACAAUUGUAAAACUUUACGGGGCUCCCAAAGAAUAUAUAUAUAGCAUGACUAUAAACUCGUUAGAGACAAAAUCAAUAAACAUUUGUAUGAACUAUUAAAAUGCAUGUUAAUAAGAAAAACCUUCAGGGUUCAUGUUCAUAGAUCUGAAGAAAAACUUAGCAAAAGCAUGCUCUCUGUGGGAUAUAUAGUGUAGACGUGUUUCUCGUCUGUGUAUGUACAAAGUUGUUUUUUUCCUCUCCAACACUUUGCCUCUCAAGUGAGGAAGGGAUGUGAUACUGAUAGAUGGUACCGGUGAAGUAUGUAAUAACUAGAGUUGAUUUUCUUUCCCUUCUGUUUCGACAGGAGUUUUGAAGUCACUGGUGUCUCAGAGACUUUGUACACUUGAUGUUCAUUCUUGUAUGUUAGACGUGACAAUUCUACAAGUGGUAUAUAAGGCUGUGGGUCGCCACCUGGGGUUCUAUUUGUUGCUAGUUGAGUUCUCUUUUCUCAAACCUUAAAAGUACAAUGACAUUUCAUGGAAAGUUGUUCAUUUUAUGCCUCAUAUCGUUCAUGAUUAUAAGUGUUGGAUGUAUAAGAAGUCUUAGCAAAAUUCACAUAGUAUGCUGGAAAUUUGUACCAUUGUUCUUUUUUUUGUAGAGAAUGCCUUGGGAAGUGAAUUGCACUGGGAGUGGAAAGGCUGGACACCUACAUGUAGUUUUUGCUUCUGAUUUGACAUGACUCGACAUCGAAAUGAUAGAAAGCACAAUUUCCUCGACGUGUAACACUUGAAAUUGAGAAACUGUGGAUGCUAAACCACCCACUUUUCAGAAAGAUAUAAUUUCUGCUCACAAAAGAUUUGAGGAAAGUGUGAAUGUGUGGAGACUGCUGAAAGGGUUUUGUUGGGAAGUUGAAAGUUGUAUUUGUGAGAGCCCUCAUGCUCCUGUUUUACCCGAGAUUAAGCCUUGUCUAGUUCUAGUCAGUUCCAAUUGUCGCUGAUAUAUUGGCUGAAACUGAGCAAAGCUAUAUCUCUGGCUUACUCAUAGGCAAUUUUCUGUGAAUUUAUUUGUCUGUGGGUGGACUAAACUCCCAUAGAUGCACAUACAUGUUUUUCCUGAACAUGAUUGGAUAGACGAUGGGACUGUAACCUUGGGGCAUUGUUCAUGAAUCAGGAGCACCACUUUAGUUUUGUAUCAAUGCCAAAAUCCUCAAGUUUUGUGUGUUAUAAAAGACUAGAGAAACAUGUCGUGAUCUGUGAAAAUGUCGGUGCAUUGGAGUCGGCACGCAGGAACUGAAGUUUCGUUUGUCAACAAAAACUGUAGUCAAUAAUCCCAAUUCAUGUAAAGAAAAAAAGCAAAUGUAUAAAAUGUACUGGAUUACGAAGACGUCGUAAAAAAAUGUUAUUUCGUAUGAUAAAGAGAUAAAAUAUAUAUAGAAACUUGGUUGCUGCUUUGAAACUUCCGAUCUUGCUGGAGCUGUGGACAUUGGUGGUGGGGCAAAGAUGAGCUGUUGUUGGGGACUUAUUGAACUAACCAAACUGACAGAUGACCAGGAGAAGGCAAAGUGUUGGUUAUCCAGAUUGUAACCCUAACUAGUACCAGAUGAAUUACCAGUAACUAGUUAAUAAGUAACCAGUAAUAAUAAAAACCGGCUGUUUCAGGCUGCUGUCUGGCGUUAAGGGGCAAUAUGCAAUUUUUUAUGUUGUCAUUUGUAACAAGGUUGAGAGACAAAAAAACAGUAACUAGCUCGGAAAUGCAAUGUAUCCAGUGCUCUUCGUUUUCCUGUGUUCCUUUCUCCACAUAUUUCAAUGGAAGUGUCAGUAGAGUGAAGUUCAGUUCAGCAGUAGACUGCUCUAUAGAUGAACACAUGGCUUUACGUUUUGGGGGAUUUUUUUAUGGUUAUAGUUUCGAUAUCGUGAAGGUGGUUAUUGCAUAGAAAGCUCCGCUCCAUUCGAUGUUCGGACUGCUACCAGCCUUACAGCCCUAGUUGCUGUGCAUGCCAGACACAAGUAACUAUGCUCUAGUAACCUCAUCUGUGAUGUACAUUGUGCUGAUCGCCUAAGUAGUGAUAAACGGCUUCUCUUCUAAGGAGA
This is a messenger RNA of Branchiostoma belcheri (Belcher's lancelet), 4727 nucleotides long. RefSeq names its product serine/threonine-protein phosphatase 2B catalytic subunit alpha isoform-like. The record is from RefSeq and is a predicted model, not a curated record. NCBI's taxonomy places the organism in Eukaryota, Metazoa, Chordata, Leptocardii, Amphioxiformes, Branchiostomatidae. The coding region runs from base 160 to 1740 and encodes 526 amino acids. Gene Ontology annotation, cellular component: cytoplasm; calcineurin complex. Gene Ontology annotation, molecular function: calmodulin binding; calmodulin-dependent protein phosphatase activity. Gene Ontology annotation, biological process: calcineurin-mediated signaling. The transcript has 15 exons.